Messenger RNA from Triticum aestivum (bread wheat), 592 nucleotides. RefSeq lists its product as uncharacterized. NCBI's taxonomy places the organism in Eukaryota, Viridiplantae, Streptophyta, Magnoliopsida, Poales, Poaceae. The transcript is spliced from 2 exons. The record is from RefSeq and is a predicted model, not a curated record. Bases 57 to 392 code for a protein of 111 amino acids.
UGAAGGCCUGGUGGUGUGCGGCGGCGGUGGCGGCGGCGGCGGUGAGGGCGACAAGGAUGGAGUUCCUGAUGCAGCCUCUGCACGGAUCGACUUUCCUUGAAGAGGUUGGGGAGAGUUUGGUGCCGGGACCGGUGGCGGCGGACGGGGUCGAUGCGGAGAUGGUGGUGGAGCAUCCACUGGCAGCGCAGGGGACGGAUGGACAACAGGCGCCGGCUGAGGAGCAGCCGGCAGGUACAAGGGAGGCGCAGAUCUUGAUGGAGACUGAGGCAGCGCAGGAGAGGAGGGACGUGUCACCACCUAGCUCGGAGCUAUCUACAGGGAAGAUGAACCCACGAGCUCCUGGUUGGAAUAAGAGGUUAGUGCAUGGCGUCCAGAUGUACAAGAUUAAAUGAUGAGCCCCUGGGGUGAGCAUGAUCUGAAUAUGUUGUUGUUUUCGACUGGACUGAAAUUGUGUAGUAAAGUAGAAGGUACUGAAAUUACUUGGAGGUUUGAAUGACGAAACAACGGAAUAUCUGAACUAGAACCUGGAUAAUUGAGCAGUAGUUGUUAGAACUGGCAACUCUGGUAUGACAUGAUUUGAUGAGCAGUAGCU